Molecule: messenger RNA, 1341 nt
Organism: Colletotrichum lupini
Lineage: Eukaryota; Fungi; Ascomycota; Sordariomycetes; Glomerellales; Glomerellaceae
Exons: 12
Coding region: 1-1341 (446 amino acids)
Source: RefSeq, a predicted model, not a curated record
AUGCGAUUCGGCCGUAGACAUACGUCUGGCUCAAAGCGUACAACGCAUACACAAAUCAUCGUUGAGAUGGAGCUGGUCAAGCCCAAAACCUACGUUCCCCCUAUCCCACCACCAGCUCUUUCUCUUCUCCUUCUCUCCCUCUCUCACUCUCGUUUCCCCAUUGGCUCGAACCACUCCCCACGCUUCCCUCUAGAUGGAGAUCUCAUCGCAAUGCAAGCUACUACGUGUCUGUGUCACGAACCUCACAGGAGCAAGCUCACCUGCUCAAUUGUAGGAGGAAACGACAAGGAGACAAGAUCGAUCGAUACGACUGUCCCGAUCGGGAAGCGUAAAGAGGGAAAGAUUCCGUCCAGCCAGGUCGGGGUCUGCUUCAGCCCUAUUGUCCUACCAUUCAGUCGACGCAAUACCAAACUUGUCUCUUUGCGCUUUGUGGAGCUGAAAAACCCCCCAUUCUCUCAGUCUCACCGCACCUUGCGCAACGCAAACACCCUCCCGGAGAAUCGUCAACUUCGGGAAGAGACACCGGGCCGCAACCUUGAUACUGAACAAUGCUCCCGAACUUCACGGACCGCAGCGGGGCCCGAGGACGUAUCCAUCGACCGGAAGACUUUCCACAUUUCCCGUGGUUCCCGUGUUUGCGGCCCGGAGUCUUGUGUGACGGUCUCCGGAGUCUUUGUACUUGUGUGUAGAAUAUCACGCCUACGCGCAAACGGGCGGCUGGAUAAGUACUCCUCCCAAGGAAUGAGGAAGUACCCAAGAAACGACAACUCAUACAACAAGCCAUCAACAGUUUCAAAACAUAGUCAUCUAUACUUGGAAAUGGAUCGCUUGGUCAUUGGGAUAAAGUGGCGCUGUUAUCAAAAUUCAGAGGACAUAGCUAGAUACAAAACACGCCAAACUCCCCAACAAUCACUCACUGGACGAUACUCACUGACCUUAACCUGGCGCCAUAACCAACUCGGCCACCCUUCCGUGUGCAUCUCGCCAGCUCCGGUUGAUAGCUCCACUGGGACCAGCGGACAUUUCUCUGGGCCACAAGUCAUUUUCCCCUCCUUAUCCGAGCAUGUAGACAGUCAGUUGCGGGCGGGCAGUGUAGCGUUCAGUCUAUCAACCGACGAUUUGCCCGGCCGUGUUGAGCCUAGGUUUCCUUCUAGAACUGCAAGGGGACGUCCCGAGACACUUUGUGGAAUUGAGGCGGUGAAGCUUGAUAAAGGUGCUGCUGGUCAAGUUCGUGAGAUCCUCAUCUCUAUUGCCAGUAGCCAAAUGAUGGAACCUCUGAGGCCUGUCUCCCCCGGCUAUUCGCCUCUGCCACCCUCAACCGCGCAAGAGAUGGUCGGCUAG